AUAUUCAAUUCGUCCCCAAUCCAGAGCAUAUUCGAAUUUAGGGCUCUUCUCGAUCCCCAUUACACCGAACUUUUAUUUUAGGUAAGUCCUACAACACCUAACCCUUAAAAUUCAAACAAAUUUUUGUUUCCGCUCUCUUCCAGAACGCUCUGCCAGUGCUGUCAGCUUGAGUCAUUUGGAAAUCGCUCUCUCUUUUUGGAAACCCUCAUCAUGAAGUUCUUAGAGUACACCCCUCUGGACCGCAUAAAUGAUUUCUUGAGUCAUUUGAAUCUCGGAGAACGCUCCAUCAAAGGAUGCCUUGAAGCUUACUCUUGCAAGCACACAGGAACAGACAAGAAGCUCUCUCUCAGUUUGGAGCACGAGAUCCUUGACUAUCUUGGGAAAUCCUCAGACAGCUACUCCUCCUCCCCCGCUGAAUAUUUGCUCAGCAGAUCCAGCCGGAAGACUUUGAUUUACCUGGUCCUUGCACUCUAUCACACGUGUCCUGAUUACGAUUUCAGUGCAGUGAAGGCUCACCAGUUUUUUAUGGAGGAAACCUGGGACACUUUUAAGCAGAUUUUCGAUACCUACAUGCUUGAAGCAUCGAAGGAAUGGAAUGAGGCAAAUGAAGGCUAUUCCCUGCUGGAAGAUUUGCGGAAGGCUUUGGAUGAGGUUGUAAAGCUAGCAGAAUGUGAAAUAUAUAGUUACAAUCCGGAUUCUGAUGCGGACCCUUUUCUAGAGAGAGGAGCAAUAUGGUCUUUCAAUUUCUUCUUCUACAACAGAAAACUAAAGCGUGUUGUGAAUUUCCGUUGCUGCUGUUUAAGUAACUUAGCUGAUGGAUUUCAUUUUGAGACCCUUGGUUAUGAGGACGAUGGGGAGAUUUUUGAUGACAUGGACAUAUGAAUCCUAACUCUCCUGUGCUUGCCGUCAUGUUUUUAUGUGAAGACCUUCAACUUCCAUGUGUAGUUAUGUAAUCCAGGUGACCGUACCAGACUUAUUCCUCUUGAGCGGGUACAUAUGUAGCUGUUUUAGUGUGUUCUAUACGCAUAUAGUUUGUUAAUCUUGUAGGUGUAUUAUAGACGGUGUCCAUUAGAAUGUAUUCAGUUUUAAUAGACAGCUGCCAUAUAUUUGGACAAUCUCAGUAUCUUUUAAUUGUGUGCAUUCAGAAACUGUAGCAUGACUCAAUGAUUAGAGUCUUUGAAGGGUAAAGCUAAUUAGGCAGGUGUUUCUUUUUCUUUAAAUUUUUAAAAAUAAGACCGGUGUAUAUCCUGGA
Tripterygium wilfordii is the source of this 1252-nucleotide messenger RNA. Its product is annotated as repressor of RNA polymerase III transcription MAF1 homolog. Gene Ontology annotation, cellular component: nucleus. The transcript has 11 exons. NCBI's taxonomy places the organism in Eukaryota, Viridiplantae, Streptophyta, Magnoliopsida, Celastrales, Celastraceae. Gene Ontology annotation, biological process: negative regulation of transcription by RNA polymerase III. The coding region runs from base 211 to 882 and encodes 223 amino acids. The record is from RefSeq and is a predicted model, not a curated record. Gene Ontology annotation, molecular function: RNA polymerase III core binding.